Molecule: messenger RNA, 3151 nt
Organism: Triticum dicoccoides
Lineage: Eukaryota; Viridiplantae; Streptophyta; Magnoliopsida; Poales; Poaceae
Product: protein CHROMATIN REMODELING 24-like
Exons: 19
Molecular function (GO): ATP binding; DNA translocase activity
Source: RefSeq, a predicted model, not a curated record
GCGCCGCUGGUGGUCCGGAGGCAAGUCAAGGUGGAGAAACCGCCGCAACUCCCAGAUCCGUCAUCCGCCUCCUCUGCCUUCGCCGAUCUGGCUACUCAGGAGGAGGAGGAGGAGUCCGUCGACAAGGGGAACAGCAAAGCCACGGCAGCGACGGUCAGCAAGGAAAUUAAGCCGGAGAAACCACAAUUCCACGGUGAUUCACCAUUCACCUCUGCCUUAACCGAUCUUACUGCUCAGGAGGAGUCUGUCGACAAGGGGAACAGCAAAGCCACGGCGGCGGCGGUCAGGAAGGAAUUCAAGCUGGAGAAACCGCAAGUCCCAGAUUCACCAUUCGACUUCUCUGACCUUGGUGAUGAGGAGGAGACCAGUGCCAAGUGGAACAGCAAAGCCGCGGCGGUGGUCAAGAGGGAAGUCAAGGUGGAGAAACCCGACCCAGAUUUAUCGUUCGCCUCUGCUUUCACCGACCGCCGUGUUCUGGAUGAUGCCAAUGACAUGGGGAAGAAAACCGGGGCAAGUGCUUAUGGCGGCGCCAAGUCGGGCAAGAGGGCCGCAUCAAAGCCCUCAUCCUUUGCGGAUUUUGAUGAAGACGAUGACGGUGUCAGCGAGGAGAAGGAGAACCGUGCUGCUGAUGACUCCGAGAAGGAUGUUGGCUGGGAGAAGACAGAGGAUUUCAAGAUGGAGCCCACCGGGUGCGGCAAAAUGGUCAAGCCGUACAAGCUCCCGGGAAGCAUUUUCAAGAUGCUUUACCCCCACCAGCGCGAGGGCCUCAAGUGGCUCUGGGUUCUGCAUUGCAGGGGAACUGGAGGGAUCCUUGGGGAUGACAUGGGUCUCGGCAAGACCAUGCAGGUUUCUGCCUUCCUGGCUGGAUUAUUCCAUUGCCGCUUAAUCAAGAGAGUGUUGGUGGUUGCGCCAAAGACACUUCUCACUCAUUGGACGAAGGAACUUUCAGUUGUUGGCCUCAAACAUAAGAUUAGGGAUUACUCUAGUCCCAGCGUAAAUGUUCGCAAUUCUGAACUUCAAUAUGCAUUCAAGGAGGGCGGUAUCCUUCUGACUACAUACGACAUUGUCCGUAACAAUUACAAGUUGAUCAGAGGUGACUUCUACAAUGGCAACGUGGAAGGGAAGUAUGACAAGCUGAUCAGAGGUGACUCAUAUAAUGAUGCUGACGAAGACGAGGAUGGCAAGUUAUGGAACUAUGUUAUUCUUGAUGAGGGACAUAUUAUCAAGAACCCGAGUACUCAAAGGGCCAAAAGCUUACUCGAAAUACCUUGUGUCCACCGCAUCGUCAUAAGUGGAACACCUAUUCAAAACAAUUUAAAGGAAAUGUGGGCUCUCUUCUAUUUCUGUUGCCCGGAGGUCUUGGGUGAUAAGGACGAAUUCAAAUCAAGAUAUGAAUCGGCUAUCAUUCGAGGAAAUGACAAGAAUGCCACCAAUCGAGAGAAGCACACAGGCUCAACUGUUGCAAAGGCAUUAAGGGAGCGUAUAAAGCCAUACUUCUUGCGUCGUAUGAAAAGUGAAGUGUUCCUUGAUACUGGUUCGGCAGAUGAUAAAAAACUUUCCAAGAAGAACGAGCUAAUUGUUUGGCUGAGGUUAACAGCUUGCCAGAGGCAACUAUAUGAAGCUUUUCUGAACAGUGAUCUUGUUCAUUCAUCGAUGCAAGGAUCACCAUUGGCUGCAAUCACGGUAUUGAAGAAAAUAUGCGACCAUCCAUUGAUAUUGACCAAGAGAGCUGCUGAGGACAUCUUGGAAGGCAUGGAAGGCAUGUUGGAUAACAAGGAUAUGGGUAUGGUAGAGAAAAUGGCCAUGAACCUUGCAGACAUGGCUCAUGAUGACCAAGCGCUGCAAGUCGGCGAGGAGGUCUCAUGCAAAUUAAUUUUUAUCAUGUCCUUGUUGCGGAAACUUCUUGAAGAGGGACACCAUGUCCUUAUCUUUUCCCAGACGCGCAAAAUGCUAAACCUUAUUCAGGAAGCUAUAUUACUGGAGGGCUACAAGUUUUUACGCAUUGAUGGUACUACCAAGAUUGCUGAGAGGGAAAGGAUCGUGAAGGACUUCCAAGAGGGGCCUGGAGCACAAAUAUUUUUGCUGACCACACAAGUUGGUGGGCUUGGACUUACACUCACCAAGGCAGCUCGUGUCAUCGUGGUCGAUCCUGCUUGGAAUCCAAGUACGGACAAUCAGAGUGUGGAUCGUGCUUAUCGAAUUGGUCAGACCAAAGAUGUGAUUGUAUACCGCUUGAUGACUUCUGGAACCAUCGAAGAAAAGAUAUACAAAUUGCAGGUUUUCAAGGGCGCUUUGUUUAGAACAGCCACAGAGCAGAAAGAACAAACACGCUACUUCAGCAAGAGGGACAUUCAAGAGCUCUUUAGUCUGCCAGCACAAGGUUUUGAUGUUUCCCUUACACAAAAGCAAUUGCAGGAAGAGCAUGGACAGCAGCUUGUCAUGGAUGAGUCACUGAGGGAGCACAUAGAGUUUCUGGAGCGACAAGGGAUAGCGGGUGUAAGCCAUCACAGCCUCCUAUUUUCCAAAACAGCAGUCUUGCCUUCGUUGGAGCCUGAAGCUAUGGAGAGCAAGCACCCAGCCAUGCCGAUGAUGGGCAGGCAGUACAACAAGGCAUCAUCCUCGAUGGACUAUGUCGCCAACGGCGCUGCCCAUGCUUUCAAGCCGAAGGACUUCACUCCAAGAGCAUACUCUGCAAGCAAUACGAGUUCAGAGAGCCCCGAGGAAAUCAAGGCGAAAAUCAACCGCCUGUCGCAAACCCUCUCGAACACGACGCUGGUGUCGAGGCUGCCUGACCAUGGGGAGAAGCUGAAAAAGCAGAUACACGAUCUGGACGAGAAGCUGACGGUGAUCGAGUCCUCUCCAGAGUCGUCGUCGAUGAUGUCCAGAGGGGCGCGGCCUGAAGUGAUCUGCUUGGACGACCAGAGCCUAUAACCCUGAACUUGAAGUAAAACUGGUGCUGCACUGGAUUACUACUACUACUCUUUUGUUGGCCGGUCACUGAGGCGUGACUGAACUGCCACCCUCGUAUUGUUAGCUAUCCGGCGUUGUAAAUAGUAACUUGAUGAUUGGAGGGAGAGAUGUUGGGUGAGUGUAGUAUGUAUCAUAUAUCAUAUCAAUUGGCAAGAAUUACUCACUCGGAUCUUAUUAAGCA